AUGCGCGACCACGGCAACCGGUUGCAGCAGUUUGCCGAUUCCGCUGCCAUGACCUGUGGCCCCUGCCCGCGGCCGGGGCGGCUGCUACCCUUGCCCGGUUUCCUCUUCCGGUGCCGUCCGCCCAUGUCCCGAGUGCUGCCCCUGUCCCUCCUGCUGUCGGCCGUGCUGGCCGCACCGGCCGCGUAUGCCGCGCCGACGCCGAUCACCAUCGAACAGGCCAUGGCCGACCCGGACUGGAUCGGCCCGCCGGUCGAGAAGGCCUGGUGGUCGUGGAACAGCCAGCAGGUGGAGUACCAGCUCAAGCGCAACGGCAGCCCGGUGCGCGACACCUUCCGCCAGCCGGUGGCCGGUGGCGUGGCCGCGCAGGUGGCCGAUGACCAGCGCGGCACCCUGGACGUAGCCGAGCCGGUCUACGACCGCAGCCGCAGCCGCAGUGCGUUCGUGCGCAAUGGCGACGUGUUCGUGCGUGACCUGCGCAGCGGCGCGCUGACCCAGCUGACCCGCAGCAACGAGCGCGCGGGCAACGUGAACUUCGCGGCCGACAACGGCGUGAUCUGGCGCGUCGGCCAGAACUGGUUCCACUGGACCGCCGCCAGCGGCGUGCAGCAGGUGGCCAGCCUGAAGGCCGAGAAGGACCCGCGUACGCCGCCGAAGGCCGACGUGCUGCGCGACCAGCAGCUGCGUACGCUGGAAACACUGCGCCGCGACCGCGACCAGCGCGAGGCGCUGAAGGACCAGGACCAGCGCUGGCGCCAGGCCGACCCGACCCGCGCGCCCGGCCCGGUGUACCUGGGCACCGAUGUGGAGAUUGCCGACAGCGUGCUGUCGCCGGACCUGGGCCACCUGAUCGUGGUGACCAAGCCGAAGGACUUCGAUGACGGUCGCGGCGGCAAGAUGCCGCUGUACGUGACCGAAUCAGGCUACGAGGAAACCGAGGACACCCGCACCCGCGUUGGCCGCAACGGCUUCGAGCCGCACACCCUGUGGUACGUCGACGUGCGCUCCGGCAAGGCCGAGAAGCUCUCGCUGUCGGGCCUGCCGGGCAUCGGCACCGAUCCGCUGGCCGAACUGCGCCGCAAGGCCGGCAAGGACGCGCUGAAGGGCGAGCGCAGCGUGCAGGUGAUGAGUGAUUUCAUGGGCGGUGGCAUCCGCUGGAGCGCCGACGGCCAGCAGGCCGCGGUGAUGCUGCGUGCCAACGACAACAAGGACCGCUGGAUCAUCAGCGUCAACGCCGCCGACGGCCGCGUGCAGAACCGCCACAGGCUGACCGACAACGCCUGGAUCAACUGGGGCUUCAACGAUUUCGGCUGGAUGGCCGACGGCCGCACGCUGUGGCUGCUGUCCGAGGAAUCGGGCUUCUCGCAUCUGUACACCCAGGCCGGCAGCGCCAAGCCGCAGGCGCUGACCAGCGGCAAGUGGGAGACCUCGGCACCGGUGCUGUCGGCCGAUGGCAAGGGCUUCUACUUCCUGUGCAACCAGCAGGCCCCGCAUGACUAUGAAGUCUGCGCGGUCGACACCGGCAGCCGCCAGGUGCGCGAGCUGACCAGCCUCAACGGCGUGGAAGACUUCUCGCUGUCGCCGGAUGGCCAGCAGCUGCUAGUGCGCUACUCCGGCGCCUACCUGCCGCCGCAGCUGGCGGUGCUGCCCAGUGCCGGCGGCCAGGCGCGCGUGCUGACCGAUACCCGCACCGCCGACUACAAGGCCCGCCAGUGGAUCCAGCCGAAGCUGGUGGCGGUGCCGUCCAAGCAUGGCGCCGGCGUGGUCUGGGCCAAGUACUACGAACCGGAAAACAAGGAGCCGGGCCGCAAGUACCCGAUCGUGAUGUUCGUGCACGGCGCCGGCUACCUGCAGAACGUGCACCAGCGCUACCCGGCCUACUUCCGCGAGCAGAUGUUCCACAACCUGCUGGUGCAGAAGGGCUACAUCGUGCUGGACAUGGAUUACCGCGGCAGCGAGGGCUACGGCCGCGACUGGCGUACGGCGAUCUACCGCAACAUGGGCCACCCGGAACUGGAAGACUACAAGGACGGCCUGGACUGGCUGGUCGGCACCCAGCAGGGUGACCGCGACCACGCCGGCAUCUACGGCGGUUCCUACGGCGGCUUCAUGACCUUCAUGGCGCUGUUCCGCUCGCCGGGCACCUUCAAGGCCGGCGCCGCGCUGCGUCCGGUGGUCGACUGGCACCAGUACAACCACGGCUACACCAGCAACAUCCUCAACACCCCGGACAUCGAUCCGGAGGCGUACCGCGUGUCCUCGCCCAUCGAGUACGCGCAGAACCUGCAGGACAACCUGCUGAUCGCCCACGGAAUGAUGGAUGACAACGUGUUCUUCCAGGACUCGGUGAACCUCACCCAGCGCCUGAUCGAACUGCACAAGGACAACUGGUCGAUCGCGCCGUACCCGCUGGAACGCCACGGCUAUGUCCCAGAACCUGAAAUGAGCACUGCCGCGGCCACGAUAGAGAUCGUGGCCGCGGUCAUCCUGGAUGACCGUGGCCGGGCGCUGGUGGUGCGCAAGCACGGCGCCCACCGCUUCAUCCAGCCGGGCGGCAAGCCCGAACCCGGCGAAGCGCCGCUGCAGGCGCUGGCCCGCGAGCUGGACGAGGAACUGGGCGUGCAGCUGCGCGCCGAUGCCACCCUCGCGCUGGGCGCCUUCGAAGACUGGGCGGUGAACGAGCCCGGCCAUCGCGUGCGGGCGCAGGCGUGGUGGGUGCAGGUGGACGGUACACCGCAGGCGCGCGCCGAGAUUGCCGAACUGGCCUGGGUGCCGCUGCAGCCGCCGCACGGCCUGCCCUUGGCACCGCUGAGCGAACACCAUAUCCUGCCGGCCGUCGCCACCCGGGUGACGGCCCGCUGA
Messenger RNA from Cylicocyclus nassatus, 2859 nucleotides. Lineage: Eukaryota; Metazoa; Nematoda; Chromadorea; Rhabditida; Strongylidae. The record is from the annotation of a GenBank genome assembly.